CGCACACAACCCCCAGAAAAAAACUGAAACGCCAACAUCAUCUCUCUUUCAGAUUCACUUCCCCAGAUCACUCCAACCACUAAAUCCAAACAACACAGAAGUAGAAGAAGAAGAAGAAGAAGAAGAAGAAGAAGAAGAAGAAGAAGACCUCUCUCUCUCUCUCUCUCUCACAUCCAUUCCCUUCUCUUUCUCUCUCUUCCUCUUCCUCCUCCUUCUCCUUCUCCUUCUUCCAACAUGCAGCCCUGCAGCAGAGAGAUGCAGACCCUCAGCUCCCUGCUGAACCCUCAGCAGGUCUCCCUCCACGACCUCCAGGGCAGCAACGGCAGCCACCCCCACCACGGCCAGAUCCAGGCCGGCGGCGGCGGCGGCGGCGCCGGCCACCACCACUUCGACCCCUCCUCCUCCUCCGGCGACGACUUCCUCGACCACAUGUUCUCCGGGAUCCCCUCCUGGGCCGACCACCUCGGCACCGGCGGUGACCCCGCCGCGGCCCACCACCUCCCCAUGGGCCAGAACGGCGACGUCACCGUCGACCUGUCGGAGGACGUCGGCUUCCACGGCCUGGACGAGGCCACGGUCCUGGCCGCGAAGCUGAGGCAGCACCAGAUCGGCGGCGGCGGCGGCGGCGGAGGCGGCGGAGGGGGCGCUCAGGCCGCGGCCGCGGCCGCCAAGGCGAUGAUGCUGCAGCAGAUGUUGAUGGCCGGAGGCGACGGGUCGCCGUCGUCUUCCCAUUUCAAGUCUGCGAAUCUGGGAGGCGACAGCUCAGUUCAAGCUCUGUUCAAUGGCUUCGCCGGAUCUCUGCAUGGCAAUGGCCAAACUUCGAACCAUUCACAGCAUUUUUCUCUACCUCAGGGGGGAUCAAUGCAAGCGUCACCGAAUUUCAGCGCUCAGGCGGCGGCGGCGGCGGCGAGCGGGUCGGGCGGCACCGCGGGCACUGCGGCCGCGCCGGGCCAGCCGAGGCAGAGAGUGAGGGCGAGGAGAGGCCAAGCCACCGAUCCUCACAGUAUUGCUGAAAGACUGAGGAGAGAGAGGAUAGCGGAGAGAAUGAAGGCGCUGCAGGAGCUGGUUCCCAAUGCCAACAAGACGGACAAGGCAUCAAUGCUGGAUGAGAUUAUCGACUAUGUGAAAUUCCUGCAGCUUCAAGUCAAGGUGCUGAGUAUGAGCAGGCUGGGCGGUGCGGCUGCCGUUGCCCCUCUCGUUGCCGAUAUGUCCUCUGAGGGAGGCGGUGGCGGCGACGGUUCUCAGGCGAACGGCAGCGGGCGGAGCAGCUCCAACGGCGGCGCCUCCGGGGACAGCCUGACGGUUUCGGAGCACCAGGUGGCGAAGCUCAUGGAGGAGGACAUGGGGUCGGCGAUGCAGUACCUGCAGGGGAAGGGCCUCUGCCUCAUGCCCAUCUCCCUCGCCACCGCCAUCUCCACCGCCACCUGCCAGUCCCGCAUCCCCCUCCCUCCCCCUCCGCCCACCACCACCACCACCACCACCAGGGCCCCGGCGACGGCCCCACCUCCCCGAGCGUGUCCGCCCUGACCGUCCAGUCCGCCGCGCUGGCCGGCGGCGCGGCCGCCGGAGGAGGCGUCGACGCCAAGGACGCGGCCUCCAUCUCCAAGCCCUGAUCCGGAGGGUGGGAUCCCGACGCGUGGCGCUGACCGUUGACUGCCUCCGGGUCUUUUUCGUAAUUUCGUCUUCGUUUUUUCUCUCCCUUUGACCAGCGGAAGAAAAGGUGGGGCCCGAGGAAAAAGUGGGGGAGACGUGGGCUGGACGGGGUUUUCUUUUCCGUGUGCGGAAGUCUACGAAAAUAAGGUGGUCCUGCAUUUUGGUUGCUUUUGCGACGCCGUAUUUGGGUAGACUUUUGGCCCAAAAAGAAAAGCUAACUUCAUCAGAAAUCGAAAAGCAAAAUACUACAUGGAGGAGAACCAUAUCCCGAGGAAAUUCCCUUUUUUUGGGAUUAGUUUCCUCUUUUUUAUCGUUAUUUUUUUUUUGUAUUGUUUUUUCCUUCUCUUUUCGGUUGUAAUAUCUCUUUACGUUAAUUAAUUAAUCUCACUUUCUAGUAUUCUAUUGAGGCAAUUAUUGGGAGAUAAUUCCGAAAUUA
Messenger RNA from Eucalyptus grandis, 2089 nucleotides. Its product is annotated as bHLH transcription factor RHL1. Bases 235 to 1527 code for a protein of 430 amino acids. Gene Ontology annotation, biological process: regulation of transcription by RNA polymerase II. Gene Ontology annotation, molecular function: protein dimerization activity; RNA polymerase II cis-regulatory region sequence-specific DNA binding; DNA-binding transcription factor activity, RNA polymerase II-specific. Gene Ontology annotation, cellular component: nucleus. Lineage: Eukaryota; Viridiplantae; Streptophyta; Magnoliopsida; Myrtales; Myrtaceae. The transcript has 7 exons. The record is from RefSeq and is a predicted model, not a curated record.